Messenger RNA from Hypoxylon trugodes, 2315 nucleotides. Its product is annotated as HET-domain-containing protein. The record is from RefSeq and is a predicted model, not a curated record. NCBI's taxonomy places the organism in Eukaryota, Fungi, Ascomycota, Sordariomycetes, Xylariales, Hypoxylaceae. Bases 350 to 2227 code for a protein of 625 amino acids. The transcript is spliced from 2 exons.
GCCCACUGCAGGGGGAAUGUGGGGGGUGAGAGGGGAAAGGAUAAGAGGUGUGUAUUUCCCAUCACCAUGAGGGAACGGAUUUCUCAAUUAUUGGUCAUCUCUUUUGACCCGGGAAAUGGUGUCUCUUGGGAACUGACGAAAGGGCAGUAAUCACACAUAAAGCUCCAUAAUGAUAGAUCGGCGACUUGGAGUCGUCACGUUGAAUGGAAUCUGAGUGUUCCUAUUAGUGGACCUCUUCUCACGGCACUAACAAGGGACACGCACAAUUUACCGCUAUUUCGGAAAAUGUGAUUGAGAGGGGGUUGCCUACGAAUGAAUCUGCGAACCUUGAAUUGUUGGGCAUACGGCAAUGAAUAAAUUUGCCUACUCACAAGUACUCCAUCCCGAUGAAAUCCGAAUCUUGACUCUACACCCAGGCGCAGGGUCGGAGAAGCUAGAAGGGUCGAUCAGGCACAUCCGACUCCCUCCGGACAUUUCACUAACUUUGUCGUUUUCGUCGGAUCGGGGACAGCCACAGGUAAAAUUUCUACGCAAUACAAGAAGGAUCCUCGAUAUAUUCGAAGCGCAAUCGGGAGGACACAAUCAAUCUAUAAAAUCUGCGGAUGCCGGUGGUGAUAUUUGGGAGUGGAGACUUUUUGAGUCGAGAAAGGAGUCAGUGAGAAGGUCGUUCCAUGGGAGAGAGUUUUAUAUAGAGAACCCUGUUCUAGGCUUUGAUUGCAAUCGUAUUGAAUACACCCAAGAGUCGUAUGACGCUUUAUCGUAUACAUGGGGUGAUCUCCAGAAGACCAAUGAGAUUACCGUUGACGGUAAAUCUCUUGGUAUUACGAAGAAUUUAGAUGUUGCCUUGACGAGAUUGAGGUCGCCGACUGAACUGCGACGGUUAUGGAUCGACGCAAUCUGUAUCGACCAAGAGAAUAUCCAAGAGAGGAAUCAUCAAGUACAUAUGAUGAAACGGAUAUUUUCUUCGGCAUCCUCUGUCGUGGUAUGGCUUGGUGAAGCUACUGGCAGCGUAUUUUCCACACUAGAGAUGAUCCUCAGGUGCAAUUGGAGUCGGGGAAAGAAGAAUCUCUUCAACUAUCCCGAAGAAUCGCUGCGGGGAUUAUGCGAAUUGUUCGCACGGCCUUGGUGGAAACGGAUAUGGAUAGUACAGGAAGUUGUCGCUGCACGAGAACUUGUGGUUCUACUAGGUACCACUAUCUUCCCCUGGGUAAUGCUAGAGAACCUCUGUCGGGCUAUUCAACUAGCUGAAUUUCUCAUUCACCCCUUAGCAUCUAUGGUCCGGGAUUGUGGGUAUCAAAAAUUCACAGUGUUAGAACAUUUUAGACGAAAUAGGAGCAUGCCACUUGUUCGUUUGGUACAAUGCACCCAAGAUUAUCAAGCGACCGACUCGCGCGACAAGUUAUAUGCUCUUCUCGGUAUGGCUUCAGAUAUAUCGCCUGACGAGAUCAUCCCCGACUAUACGAAGCCCGUCCAAGAAGUGUUUCUUGAUCUAGUUGAGUUCAUGGCAACUAAUCAUCGCAAUUUGGAUAUUAUCUCAUCGGGUCGGUUAUCUAUUUCGGGUUCUUCCGUACCAAGCUGGUUACCGGAUUGGCGGGGUUUGAACACCCUCCGUCCACUGAACAGUGAGGAAGUUGGCGGCCACUUUCAUAGGGCUUCAGGCAGAACGGAUGCUGUGGUGGAUCUGGCUGAGUAUCCUUCAAUUUUAACAGCCGAAGGAUGGGUAGUUGAUACGAUCGACUUCUUUGAUGAUGCCGUUGCGCAGACUCAUAUCGACAUAUCAACGAUACAACGCUGGGAGAGGCUUGCGGCCGAGCGCGUUGAUCGCAUAACCAUGAGUUUAUUUUGGAAGAUCAUUAUAAUGGAUAAGGACCAUACGGGUAACUUGGCUAUGGCAUCAUUUGGUAGAGCAUUCGAUCCCUUUAUUAAGGGCCCGGGGAAGGCUCGGUCUAAAUUUGUGCAGCACUAUUCCGACGCCGUCACUAGAGCAGUUACCGGCCGGAGAUUCUUUAUCACCAGAAGGGGUCGAAUGGGACUUGGACCUCCAGAAAUCCAGGAAAACGACCAGGUUACCAUCUUCAAGGGUUGCCAUGUCCCUCUGAUAUUGCGCGAAAUGGAAGAUCAUAUGGUCGUAGUCGGCGAGGCAUAUGUUUCCGCCAUGAUGAAUGGAGAACUCGGUUCUGACUUAUCGGAAGGUCGAUAUAAUCUUAGGAGCAUUAAGCUUAGAUGAAAUGAAGUAAAAGUUCGUAAUCUGCGCGCCGCAAUCUUCAUGCUUAUAAUAAAUAAGAUUUUAAAGUAAACAAUAUAUUACAUAAUAA